This is a messenger RNA of Eruca vesicaria subsp. sativa (arugula), 1971 nucleotides long. NCBI's taxonomy places the organism in Eukaryota, Viridiplantae, Streptophyta, Magnoliopsida, Brassicales, Brassicaceae. The record is from the annotation of a GenBank genome assembly.
CCGAUAGAUGCGAAUAAUAAUAAAAAUGCCAAAAUAAAACCUAACCGAACUCGAAUUGGAGAUUUCCAGAUAAUUAUUACAUCCGACAAUUCCAGUCCUCUCUCUCUUUCUGUCUCUCUGUCCUCAAGAACCCUAAAUAGUUUCCCAGUUUCUUCGUAUUCAACGAUCUGAGUCUCUCCCUCUCUCUUAAACUAUAAUCUUCCGACAUGGUUUAGAGUCUCUGAUAUUAAUGGAAGCUGACGUGUCAAUCGUCUGAAAAAAAAUCCCUUAUCGCGAUCAAAUUUUUUUCCACCGUUUGUUUCAAUCUGUGAAAGGAAGGAAGAUGAUGAAUCGUGCUCUGCUCCUCCUCUUCCUACUCUUCUUCCACGUCAUCACCCUCUCUUCUUUAUCCUCAGCCAAACUCAUUCUCAUCAGGAACAACAUCACUCGCUCUUUCGAUGACAUCGAAGCUAACUUCGCUCCUUCUGUUAAAGCUGCUGGUGAAAUUGGAUUGCUUUACGUGGCUGAGCCUCUUGACGCUUGCUCUAACUUGACGAACAAGCCAGAAGAACAGAGCUUGAAUGAUACUUCGAGCCCUUUUGUGUUGAUCGUUAGAGGAGGUUGUAGUUUUGAAGAUAAAGUCAGAAAAGCUCAAAAAGCUGGUUUCAAAGCUGCUAUUAUACAUGACAAUGAAGACCGUGGAAUCUUGAUAGCAAUGGCAGGUAACUCGGGAGGGAUCAAGAUUCAUGCGGUUUUUGUAACUAAAGAGACAGGAGAUGUUUUAAAAGAGUUUGCUGGUUUGUCUGAUACGAAAGUAUGGUUGCUUCCUAGCUUCGAGAACUCUGCUUGCUCCAUCAUGGCGGUUUCAUUCAUCUCUUUACUCGCAAUGUCUGCUGUUCUCGCCACUUGUUUCUUUGUCCGUAGGCAUAGGAUAAGAAGGAGAACUUCUCGGUCCUCUAGAGUCAGAGAGUUUCAUGGUAUGAGUCGUCGCUUGGUUAAAGCAAUGCCGAGUCUUAUCUUCAGUUCUGUGCACGAAGACAACACUACUGCUUUCACUUGUGCUAUCUGUCUAGAAGACUACAACGUUGGAGAGAAGCUAAGGCUCUUACCUUGUCGUCACAAGUUUCACGCGGUGUGUGUUGACUCGUGGCUAACCUCAUGGAGAACGUUCUGUCCUGUAUGCAAACGCGACGCAAGAACCAGCAACGGAGAGCCACCAGCUUCAGAGAGCACACCGUUACUCUCCUCCGCCGCGUCUUCUUUCCGCUCUUCCUCUGCUCUCUCUUCAUUCAGAUCAUCAGCAAUGUUGAUUGGUCCUUCCAUGGGAUCAUUACCAACUUCAAUCUCGUUCUCUCCAGCACACGCGAGCUCUUCUUACAUCAGACAGUCUUUCAGGUCUUCCUCUCUCAGAAGAUCUCCUCCAAUACACAUGAGUAGAAGCUCAAUGGAUCUUAGACACCAAGGAGCUUCUCCAUCUCCGUCGCAGAGAUCUUAUAUGGCUUCUCCACAGUCGUUUAAUUACCCGACUUUGUCACCUCUCAACGCUAGGUACAUGUCACCGUAUAGGCCUAGUCCUAUCAAUGCUUCACCUGGAUUAAUCGGGUCGUCAUCGAAUCAUCCGUUGAAUCCUCUGCGUUACAGUGAAUCAGCAGGGACUUUCUCUCCUUAUGCUUCUGCAAACUCUCUGCCAGACUGUUGAAAAAAGUUCAUUGAAUCAGUUGGUAUGGUUCAAUGGACACAUGAGAUUUUAUUUUAUUUUUUUUUUGCAUUUGAGUUUUAACUAAAGAGAGACACUGUGUGUGUUUGUGUAUGUGUGUGUGUACACUGAUGAUAUGCUUUUAUAGUCUUUUGGUUGAGAUGAACAAUCUUUCGGUUUUAGGUUACACAAACUUGGUUCCAUUGUAGAAAUAUGAGCUUUAUGUAUAUAUGAUACACCUCUCUCAUUGUUGUUUUGUUUCAAAGUAGGGUUUUUAACGGUGAAGUGGUUUAACA